Messenger RNA from Pocillopora meandrina, 350 nucleotides. The record is from the annotation of a GenBank genome assembly. Lineage: Eukaryota; Metazoa; Cnidaria; Anthozoa; Scleractinia; Pocilloporidae.
AUGCCUGCUGUGAAACGCCCACGUCACAGUUUUACGUUUGAUUAUAAGCUUAGAGUAAUAACUCUUGCCGAUGAAAUCGGUAAUAGAGCAGCAGCAAGAGAAUUUGAAAUUGAUGAAUCCAUGAUCCGUUACUGGCGAAAGAAAAAAGCCAUGGCAAAACUACCAAAACGUCAGCGCACUUGCCGGACUGGUAUCGCAAAAAGUUUCCCGCAUUGGAAAAUGCCUUGAAGGAGUGGAUUGUCAGCCAAAGAGAAAAUAGCCGUGCUGUCACUACCGUCAUGAUCCGACUGAAGGCGAGAGAAUUAGCAAAGCAAAUGAAUGUUGCUGAUUUUGUAGGAGGUCCGAGCUAG